AUGUCGGAGACUACGACCAAGCAGGCGCCGGCCUCAUACGUCGGCACGAGCAAGAUUGUCCAGACGGACUUUCCGCUCAUCGACAACGACCCUCACUUUAAGCGCGUUGUCGGCUAUGCCCGCAGGGAGGACUACAUUGCCGGCGGUCUUGCCGCCGCGUUCGCCCCGGCCGCUCUCUACACACUGGAGAAGUUUGCGCCCUCACACGUCGGUCGCGGCGGCUUCGCCAAGGCCAUGCGCCUAGCCGGCUUCGUCGGUCUCGCCGGCGGGUUUCUCUAUUUUUACCAGCGCUCCGCCCUGCGAUUCUACGGCGCCACCGAGAACUCACGGGAGAUUGAGAUGGACAUGCGCGAGAUGGUCGACCGGGUCAAGGCCGGGCAGCCGCUGUACGGCGAGUCGAAACUGAGCCCGUACCUGCAGGGCGUGGCCGCGCGCCAGAGCCGGUACUCGGCCCUGUUCAUGGCCACGGUGCCGUGGUUCAACUUUGUCAACCACGACCAGCACGGCGUCGACACGGCCAAGUACUACCAGCAAGCGGAGCGCGAGCUGGAGGCGGAGAGGAAGUAA
Molecule: messenger RNA, 567 nt
Organism: Cordyceps fumosorosea ARSEF 2679
Lineage: Eukaryota; Fungi; Ascomycota; Sordariomycetes; Hypocreales; Cordycipitaceae
Product: NADH-ubiquinone oxidoreductase
Exons: 4
Coding region: 1-567 (188 amino acids)
Source: RefSeq, a predicted model, not a curated record